AUGCCACCGAUUAGAACACCAGUUGAUGAGCCAGUGGAGAGAUGCUCCCAAUCGUCUUCGGAAGAACCGACAGACUACGUGAUGACAAGAAAUACGAAAAAGAUUCGAGACGGAUGCUCAUCCGAUUAUAUGCUCUUCUCAUCCGAUGCUCUCGUUCACAUCGCCAACGACGAACGCGCUUCUGAGAAGUACACGUGGCUCGGCGAACGUCUUCGUCUCACUUUCAAAAUGAUGCGAAGUGACUCUCGCCUCAUUCGAACAAUGUGUCACAGUCACGGAUUCAUGCAAUGCUCGAGUAAGAACCCCUCAGUCAAUGUGAUAUGGAUGGGCGCCCCGGUGAAAAGUGUCAAAAUGCGAGAACUCAUGCCGUGGCAACGACUCAAUCAGUUCCCACGUUCCACCGAGUUGACGAAGAAGGAUCGACUCUAUGAGAAUAUCGAGAGAUCUAAAUCUAUUUUUGGAGACGCUUAUGAUUUUAUUCCCGAAUUCUAUGUGACACCGCGAGAGAAUUCAAAAAUGGAAAAAGCGUUCAAACGAGUCACGAAGGAGAUUCUGGCGUCCGGUGGUCAACUGUGUUUUCCCGGAGAAUUUAUUGUGAAACCGACGAAUUCAAGACAGGGAAAAGGGAUCUUCUUUGCGAAUAGUAUGUCUGAUAUCCCAGCAGAGGGACCAUUGCUCGUAUCUCGUUACCUAAAAGAUCCAUAUCUCGUGAAUAAUCACAAAUUUGAUCUACGAAUCUACGUGGCGGUGACGUCAUUCUAUCCACUCGUCGCCUAUGUUUACUCGGAAGGACUCGCACGUCUAGCGUCGAAACCGUAUGACACGUCGGCCUCCUCCACUGACAGUAAUGAAUUCGUUCACUUGACAAACUACAGUAUCAACAAGAAUUCGACGUCUUUUGUAAGAAAUGAGAGUAUGUCGUCGGAGGAUUUGGGACACAAAUGGACACUUGGAGCACUUUUGAGAUAUGUCGAGAAUGAGGGAAAAGAUGCAAAGUUGCUCAUGCUGCGUAUCGAGGAUCUCAUCGUGAAGAGUCUCCUCUCCAUCCAGAAUUCCGUCGCUACCGUAAGCCGUACCACUCUCAAAUUCGCGUGCACAAAUUUCGAGCUCUUCGGAUUCGACGUUCUCGUAGAUCAAUGUCUGAAACCGUGGCUUCUCGAAGUGAAUUUAUCGCCGAGUUUGGCGUGUGACGCCCCAUUGGAUUCACUUCUGAAAACACGACUCAUCGCUGAUCUUCUGAAUCUCGCUUGUAUUCCGUUACUCGACAAAAAAAUUAUCGAUAGUGUGACACCGGCGAUUCGAAAAUCGAUGAACGUCUCUUCGUCACAGGAUUCAGAUGACGUCGACGAUGACGUCGGCGGUGUGGAGCUCGAUCCGAAAUGUGUGAAGACGUUGAAACGACGUCCGCCUGUCGGACUCAAACGGAGUGUCCUAACGAAGAAAAUCGUUUCUGGAACGACGUCAAUCGUCCCAAAUAUCGACAAGAAAUUCGAACAAAUUGUACGAAAAACGGAGAUGGAAGAGACGCGGCGUGGAGAUUUCAUUCGAGUAUUCCCAAGAAAUGGCACGUGGGGAAUGUAUAGUCCUGUGAUGGAGGAUUUGGGAGCCGACGAUUUUGACGAGCGCCUUUUUGAAGAGAUUAUAAGGAAGAGGAAUACGAAAAACUCAUCGGACCGCCUCUCCUCCCCACCAGACGCCACAAGCUCCGCCUCCUCAUCAGGAUACUCAUCAUCAUCGUCAUCCUCAAUGCAUAUCGAAGAGGUGUCGGAUCUUUUCCACGACGUAAUGAUGCAAUGUGAUAAAUAUCCGACACUCGGAGACGUUCCCAUCGAAAUUCGUGAAAUCAUCUCACCGUGGUACGAGGAGGCGUCAGAAUACACGAAAAAGAUCACUCAGGAAGGGGAGACGUAUGCUUGUAAACUGCCGGUCAUACGGUCGGCCGCCCGUCUUCGUACUAAAAGUUGUGCGGAGAGUUAUGAAGUGAAGAAGAUUCAGAUGGCCAAGAAGAAGGAGGCCGAAGCGGCGAAGUAA
Messenger RNA from Caenorhabditis remanei, 2031 nucleotides. RefSeq lists its product as uncharacterized. The record is from RefSeq and is a predicted model, not a curated record. NCBI's taxonomy places the organism in Eukaryota, Metazoa, Nematoda, Chromadorea, Rhabditida, Rhabditidae. Gene Ontology annotation, molecular function: tubulin binding; tubulin-glutamic acid ligase activity. The transcript is spliced from 7 exons. Gene Ontology annotation, biological process: protein polyglutamylation; microtubule cytoskeleton organization. Gene Ontology annotation, cellular component: cilium. The coding region runs from base 1 to 2031 and encodes 676 amino acids.